AUGCGAACGAACGCAAACACCCACAAGCUCCCAGAGGAGAUUCUGGAGCAAAUCAUCGGAUACCUCGAGAAGACGGACCUGGCGCGCGUUGCGGCUGUCAGCAGGACCUUUUGGAGGCUGGCGGUCGCGAAACUGUAUCAUGAGAUCAGGUUCGAUCCCUAUGCCUACCGCGAGAGCCAGUUGCGAGUUUUGAAGAGCUCCCCGCACCUCACCACCCUCGUCCGCCGCCUCACAAUCGACAUUGCCCCGCUUCCCCAAUUCCAAGAUGAGAACGAGAUCCAAGAAUUCAACUGGGGCCACCCCCUCCUCAAAGACGAGCCACCAGUUCACACCGCGCGCUCCGCCCUCCUCUCCCUCAUCCCGCACCUCCCCUCCCUCGAAAUCUUCGAAUGUCACGACCUCUCUGGUGAGCCCCACAGCACCUCCGCCGCCCCCGCCCGCUCCCUCAUGUGCACCCUCCUCUCGCACUGCCGCCACCUGCGGAAGCUCACACGCACCGACUGGUGGCGCGAUCUCGGCUGCUCGUACGGCACCGUGGGACCGACGGCCCUGACUCACCUGACCAUUAGUGUACCGGAGAGCUACUUCGCCGUUGACGAGGAUGGACUGGUGGGCGUGGAUGAGGGCGCAUGCGAGGAGCUGCGCGUACUGUUGAGGGCGAGCCCCGCGCUGACGUAUCUGGACUUCUAUCGUGGGCGGGUGUCGAUGGGACUGAUAUUUCGGGGGCGGCGGAGCGGCCGGGACAGUGACGGGGACAUGCUUGGGCGGGGCCGACGUCGGCGGAGCAGUGUGUCGAGCCGGGCGUCGGUGGAGUCGUCGUCGGGGUCGGGGUCGUCGUCGGGGUCAGGGACGCCGCCGUUACUGGACAAGGACGAUGAGCGGCCGGUGGUACUGCCGAACCUCAAGACACUGGUGCUAUGGGCGACGUUCGUUGAGGAGAAGGCGGAGGUGCUGAUGGGCGAGUAUCUGGCGACGCGGGCGGGCAUCUUUCCGGCGCUGACGGGGCUGGAGCUUGUGUCGGUGCGGUGCGAGAAGGAGGGAUUGUAUGUGGCGGACCAGGUCAGUGCACAGAUGCUGAUGGAUGCGGUGGUGACGCUGCGGGACUGCGAUGUGAAGACCAUCACGGAGAGGCAGAUCUAUGACUUUAGUGGGGCGGCGGCGGGAACGGAGGAGCUGCAUCAUGCGAUGUCGAUGGUGAAUGAAAAGCAUGGGAGACAACCGGAUCGGAGGAGUCGGUUUAGACAGUGGUGA
Molecule: messenger RNA, 1251 nt
Organism: Morchella importuna
Lineage: Eukaryota; Fungi; Ascomycota; Pezizomycetes; Pezizales; Morchellaceae
Exons: 2
Coding region: 1-1251 (416 amino acids)
Molecular function (GO): protein binding
Source: RefSeq, a predicted model, not a curated record